UGCAGAAUAAUUGUUUUACAAUGUCUUAAAAGGUUUGGUCAACUUUUUUCUGCAAUCGCAAGGGAGGCCUUGGGUGUUUGUGGAAGCGUAAACAUGAAGCUAAUUGUCGUUUUUGCAAUUUUUGUGGCAGAGAUUAACGCUCUCUGCUACGACAAAUUUCCUAACUGUAAAGAUUAUGUCAACAGACCGGGCAAUCUUUGUGAAACAAAUUCCUUCAUCAAAUAUAAAUGUGAAAAGAGCUGUGGUUCAUGUGGAGGUCCCAGACCUCCCGUCACGCAAAAGCCACCGGAGCCGCCAAAGCCAUCACGACCACCAGUACCACCCCCACCUCCAGGCUCGUGUGGCGUAAAACCGCAGACCAGAAUUGUUGGUGGUACCAAGGCUCGUCCCGGUGAUUGGCCCUGGCAAGCAAUGUUGAGAUCUCCACGAGGUUCGAGUUUCUGUGGCGGAACCUUGAUAGCUGACCAGUGGGUCCUUACUGCAUCACACUGUGUAUAUAGAAAGAGACCGCAAGAUCUAAGGGUGAGAAUGGGAGCCCAUAAGAAAAGAGGAAAUGAUCCCACAGCACAAGACUUUGAAAUUGAAAAAAUUAUCAUGCAUUACAGUUACAAGAAACCAUACGGCUUGAGUCACGACAUAGCUCUGUUGAAGCUCAGCAGCCCAGCACAACUCAACAGUGCUGUUGGUAUCGCUUGCCUGCCAGACACAUCAGUGGAUCUACCAAUUGAUGACGAGAGCAAGAAAUGCUGGAUUACAGGUUGGGGACGUCUGUCGUCAGGAGGAUCUUCACCAAGUGAACUGAUGCAGGCUGAAGUACCACUGGUAUCUAAUGAGCGCUGCUCUAAAAGCUAUGGCAGAAUUCACGCCUCAAUGCUGUGCGCAGGUCAUGAUGAGGGAGGUGUUGAUGCGUGUCAAGGGGAUAGUGGGGGUCCUCUGGUGUGCAAAUAUGGCGGCAAGUGGCACGUCGAAGGCGCCACAAGCUGGGGCAAAGGAUGUGCGCGCCCACAGUACUUUGGUGUUUAUGCCAAAGUCAGAUAUAUGUUGGAUUGGGUUCAUGAAAAGAUGGCCUCGAACUGAAACAACUAUCUCAUCACCAGGCAAUCCUGUGUCUACGCCAUUGUCAAAAGUAAAUAAACCUCAACUGAUAAAUAACAUGAAUGGUAUUUUUUGACUUGAGUUAAAUCCAUGUAGCGUACCUCAGUGGACCUACAAUCUCCAUUACGGGCUUUCUGGGACAUAUUGCUUAUAUUGUUUAGUUUUGUUAAAAAAAGGGACUGAAUUCUAAAACAAGAACCCCAGCUCUCGUGCUCAUUUCUUCUAUUUUCUGCGAGUUUAAAAUGGGCACUACAUCAGUAACGCGAACGCAGAUUAUCGAUCGAUUCAAAUCUCGUUGAAGCAUUUACCAAGGCUAUUUCUGAAGAUCAAUUCUACAAUGCACAUUAAAACAAAUGAAAAUGAGUCUGGCUGAAGUCAGAAACAAACGUAUGCGCUGAUCGAAAUUGAAGAAGUUUAAAGAGUUUAAAGAGUACAUUGAUGCAUGGAAGUACUUUUUUCCUUAUCCCCUGGGAUUUUUCUUGGAUCGGAUGCACGCAGAAUUUCAACCGACUGUUUUUGAGCUUUGCACUCAGUUAUUGACAAGCAUACGGAGAAAUAUUGAUUGAUUCUUGAAGUCCUCCCGUUAUUGCUAUCAUGAAUGUAGCAAUUACAUCUUUUCUUUACUAAAAGAAGGGAAAGGUUUUCUUAAUAGAAAAUCUUAAAACACGUGUAAACCUGCCAGACAUCUGAAAUAAUACAGCUUUAGCCUUUUAGCAGCUACAGUACCAAAACGUCUAUUGCAACGCUUCAGUAUCAUCAGCCAUUGCACACAUCUAACACAGUAAGAGUAAUUUUUAUUCACUGUAUAAAAACAUACCGCUAAGCUACAAGACUGCCCAGAAAUAUUGUACCAGUUAUAAAAUUAUUCGACACAACGUAAUUUACAAGUAAGAUCUGUUGCAAUUUUAACCCAAGAUACUUUCAUAAAAGCGGAUCCACGAAGUCACUAUUGUGGCCGAUUAUUUUUUUGUUGUGUUGCUUGGAGCUUGUUAUGACGAUUACUUUACUUUUUUUUUGAACAAGGCCAAUACACAACAAAUUCUGAUACUUUUCGCCUUCUUC
Molecule: messenger RNA, 2157 nt
Organism: Orbicella faveolata
Lineage: Eukaryota; Metazoa; Cnidaria; Anthozoa; Scleractinia; Merulinidae
Product: trypsin-3-like
Biological process (GO): proteolysis
Molecular function (GO): serine-type endopeptidase activity
Source: RefSeq, a predicted model, not a curated record